Messenger RNA from Aptenodytes forsteri (emperor penguin), 2441 nucleotides. It is a transcript of the gene THUMPD3, whose product is annotated as THUMP domain containing 3. Gene Ontology annotation, molecular function: tRNA (guanine) methyltransferase activity; RNA binding. NCBI's taxonomy places the organism in Eukaryota, Metazoa, Chordata, Aves, Sphenisciformes, Spheniscidae. The record is from RefSeq and is a predicted model, not a curated record. Gene Ontology annotation, biological process: tRNA methylation. The transcript has 9 exons. Bases 1 to 1359 code for a protein of 452 amino acids.
AUGAAGUCAAAGACGGGGAGCUUAAAUCGGUGCAAAGAAGUCUUCCCUCUGGCUUUGCACGUCCAUCGCCUAAGGUCAGUGGAUAAUUUAUUUGUUGUCGUUCAGGAGUUCAAAGACUAUCAAUUUAAAGAAAACAAGGAAGAUGCUCUAAAGGAUUUGGAAGAUUUGGUUAAAAAACUGCCUUGGACCGAUCCGUUGAAAGUUUGGGAGCUGAACAACAGCUUAAAAAAGAAAAAGACAAAACGCAAAAAACAUAAUCUGCAGAGCACUGCAAGCAAAGAGAAGUUGAAUGACGAUGGAGACGAGGAAGGAAGAGAUCAAAAAGACGCUAGUAAACAGGAGGACCGUGCCCAAAACGCUGCAGGUGUAGAACCCGUUAGCGGCCAGGAUUCAGAAAAGACACAAGGAGUGGCAUCCCGAAAUGGGGGGGAGGAGGAGGAGGAUAAUGAACAGUCAGAUGCUAAAGACGAAUUGCAGGCAGGUUCUGGGAGCGAGACCAAGGCUGGUGACGGUAAGACAAGCGAAGGAGAGGCGAAGGUGUUGAAGUUCCGUGUGACGUGCAACAGGGCGGGAGACAAGCACAGUUUCACGUCAAACGAGGCUGCAAGAGACUUCGGUGGAGCUGUGCAGGAGCACUUCCAGUGGAAGGCUGACAUGACUAACUUUGAUGUAGAGGUUCUUCUGAAUAUUCACAAUAAUGAAGUAGUUGUGGGUAUUGCAUUAACUGAAGAGAGUCUUCACAGAAGAAACAUUACACAUUUUGGACCCACGACUCUUCGUUCAACUCUCGCUUAUGGCAUGCUUAGACUCUGUGAUCCACAGCCAACGGAUAUCAUAGUUGAUCCCAUGUGUGGUACAGGUGCAAUACCAAUAGAGGGAGCUACAGAAUGGCCUAGCUGCUACCAUAUUGCUGGUGAUAACAACCCACAAGCUGUAAAGAGAGCAGCAAACAACAUCUGUUCUUUACUAAAGAAAAAUGAGAAUAAGGAAAGCAGUACUUCCCUGGGCAUACCCUUAGACAUCGUUCAGUGGGAUAUUUGCAAUCUCCCUUUGCGGACUGGUUCUGUGGACAUCAUUGUGUCAGACAUGCCUUUUGGAAAGAGGAUAGGGUCAAAGAAGAAGAACUGGGAUCUCUAUCCAGCCUGCCUUAUGGAGAUGGGCCGGAUCUGCACACCGGGGACAGGCAGGGCUGUGCUGCUUACGCAGGACAAGAAAUGCUUUGCCAAGGCCUUGUCACGAAUGGGACACAUCUGGCGCAAAGGUCAGACUGUGUGGGUGAACGUAGGGGGACUUCAUGCUGCGGUGUAUCUUCUGAAACGCACCUGGGAAAGAGCAGAGGAAAAAAGAUCAUUCUGGUAACCUGCGUGGAAGAAGACAAGAGGCACCUCCAGAAUUUGUUGGAUAGCAGUCUGGUCAAGCGGACACCUGAGAGCAUAGGUCUGUCAAUUCCUAAGAAAAAAAAACAAACGACCUAUGUAGAAAUUGUGUAACACGAAUAUCCAGCCAGGGAUCAACUUGAGAGCUACCAGUUGUGCUAUGUGUUCUGAAACCUUGUUGUUUAACACCUCUUUCCUCCCUGCCACCCAAACUGAAAUUCGGUAGCGCAAUUAGUAAUGCUUUCCUUUGCCUGAGUCUUCUCUACCACGUCCAUUGUAUUUUUCAGUUAAAUGUUUAUUUCCUCUGCUUAUAGUAGAAAACAUGUUGAGGCAGCCUUGGAGGCAACAGUUAGUUUAUUUCCUGAGCUGUAGAAAUCAUACGUGUAUCUUAAAAUGACUAACAUGACUACUAAGACUGUCAUCUUGAAGGGUUUAGAGGUAGUAUCUCUUUAAUGUAGGACUUUUCCAAAUUGAAGUUUUCUAAUUUAUACCAUUGCCCAAACGUAAACUAAGACAAUAAACCAGUAUCUGUUUUUUAUGGUCUGAUAAGCAAAUGCCAAUUAGUAAACAGUACGCUGAUGGCUACUGUUUUUCUUACCUGUUACCUCAACUUAGUGCUAGUUAUCAGUAAACAUCUAAUCCGUAUUUUAACGUACCACUGCCGUGAGUGAGGGAGGUAACACACACAGCCUUAGCAAACUGUCCGUAGUUACUGUUUGAGAACAGAGAUAAGUUUAGCAAUUAUAUUAAAAAAUUCAUGUUUUCAGUGUCUACUGUAGACACAUCAAGGUGGCAAUAUGUUUAAAUUUAUUAGGUGAUCUGACUGCUGUAGUUAUGCCACAAUAUUUACAAAAAUAUAUUACCUGUUGAAUAACUUGAAGUUGCAAAUAUUUUUUCUUCUGUAAAUGUACUGUGAUUUCUCAAGCCUCUUACUCUUUGCUCAUCAGAGGCUGAAAACACUAGUUACCGGUUUGCCAUUUUCAUUAAAGUGUAUUCGUGCUAAGUAUGUGUAAGUGUUGAGAGGUGAAUUAACAAGUAUUAAAGUUUCAGAAGUUUUGCAUAGGA